This is a messenger RNA of Exophiala bonariae, 462 nucleotides long. RefSeq lists its product as uncharacterized. The record is from RefSeq and is a predicted model, not a curated record. Bases 1 to 462 code for a protein of 153 amino acids. The transcript has 2 exons. NCBI's taxonomy places the organism in Eukaryota, Fungi, Ascomycota, Eurotiomycetes, Chaetothyriales, Herpotrichiellaceae.
AUGUUUUAUUAUGAUAGGGUGCAAGCCGACGCCCAUGUACCGACAUACGAUGAGCUCCUUGCGGAGAACAUACGCCUGAAAAAUGGUGCACGGCGUCGCGUCCCAGGAGAUCCACAUACUGCAGAAUUCGAUUUGGAUGUCGACCAUAAUUGCGAUAUGUUUGAACGGUAUCUAUUUGAGACAGUACAACAGACAAUUGUCCGCAGUGAUUUUGACUCUCGAUGUAUCCUAUUUCCAGUGCGAGAUUCAAGUAAGAUACUUAUCGACUAUGAUAAGACCUGGAAUUCAUGGGUCCACUAUGCCGUACAAUAUCCAGAGUUCGAUCAAGAGCACGAGCUUUUCUGGGAGCAAUUCGACGCUGGUAUGCUCGACGGACAUGCUCAUCCUUCUUGGCUGGCUCUCUACUUUGCCGUUCUUGCGGUGAGAAUAAUCAUAUCCUAUUCUGACGAGCGGCGGCCUUAA